This is a messenger RNA of Anisakis simplex (herring worm), 726 nucleotides long. The record is from the annotation of a GenBank genome assembly. Lineage: Eukaryota; Metazoa; Nematoda; Chromadorea; Rhabditida; Anisakidae.
AUGGCUUCCGACCCUAAUGGUGUGUUGCAACUCAUAGAUAAAGCUAGGGACAUACUCGAUGUAGUGCAGAGAGACGCAAAGAAAGCAGCCAGACUAGUCACAAAACUAAGUGAGCAAAACACACAGCCAACAACGCAAGCAAAUAUGACAAACAUCAAACUUCCUAAGCUAGAGUUACCCAUGUUUUCAGGCAAUAUUCUCAAAUGGCCGGAAUUCUGGUCAGCGUUUGAAGCCGCGGUGGACAGACAACCCAUCCCCGACAUUAACAAGUUAAAUUAUUUGCUGAGUAGCUUGAAGGGUUUUGCGCAUGAGGUUGUAGAGGGAUACGCAGUUACUUCGUCUAACUACAGGGUCGUAGUAAGUGUACUUAAGGAACGAUUUGGUAAUGAGAGAAUCAUCAUAAAGUCCCUCCACGAUGAAUUGAAAAGAAUACGUCAAGCUGAUCCCAAAAACCCCUCUCAAACCAUCAACGAAAUUGAACGGGUACUCCGGCAGCUUGAAGCAAUGAACGAAGAUAUCAAACAUCCGAUUAUCGAAUUGAUCGUGGAAGAAAAUUUACCGAAGUGGUUACUCAUCAAUAUUUACGAGUGGGAUAUCAAUAAACUGCGCGAAUAUAUCAAUGAAGUGGUCAUCAGAAGAGAAGAGGUGGACCGUAUCACAAACAAUUCAAUAUGGGUAUCCAUCGCAAAGAAACGAAGUCGGGAACAAAAAAUCGAUCAGAACUGA